Molecule: messenger RNA, 992 nt
Organism: Apis laboriosa (Himalayan honeybee)
Lineage: Eukaryota; Metazoa; Arthropoda; Insecta; Hymenoptera; Apidae
Product: putative odorant receptor 92a
Exons: 6
Coding region: 30-992 (320 amino acids)
Biological process (GO): detection of chemical stimulus involved in sensory perception of smell; sensory perception of smell
Cellular component (GO): plasma membrane
Molecular function (GO): odorant binding; olfactory receptor activity
Source: RefSeq, a predicted model, not a curated record
AAAUUUAUUAUCAUUUGGCUCCACAAACGAUGGAAUUUCCUUUCGAAGCAACAGUUUCACCACUAUAUGAGAUUAUUAUAACGAUACAACUUGUUAUGCAAUUUAUGUUUGCCACAAUGGCUGGAAUGUUUAUGACAAUCAUUGCAACUUUUGUACUUCAUGUAGCUAGUCAACUCGACAUAAUUUGUGAUGGAUUAUUAGAGAUUUUAGACGAACAUAAGGAACAAGAAUUACGUAUAAAAAUUAUAAAAAAGCUUAUAGCAAAACAUCAAAGAACUUUAAAUUUAUCUGAAAAUAUCGAAAAUAUAUUCACAUUUAUCUCUUUGUCACAGUUUUUUUUUAAUAUUUUAGUGAUUUGUUUUGUGAAUUUUAUCCUUGUAACCUCAAUAGGAACUGAGCAAGGAUCUACAGUAAUAUCAAAAUGUUUUCCUUACUACAUAGCUCUUAAUUUUGAGGCACUUAUACUUUGUUAUACGGGUGAAUAUCUUAGUUCAAAAAGUGAGAAUAUAAGUUGGAUUGCGUAUAAUUCUAAUUGGUAUGAAUUAAGUAUUUAUGAAAUUCGUAUUCUUUUAUUAUUAACAAUGCGUUCUCAAAAACCUCUGACUCUUACAAUUGGGAAAUAUAUGAAACUUUCUUUAGAAACAUUUGCUAAUGCGAAUGGCAUUAGCUUUAAUGUGCAAUCCUUCAAAGAUUUUUAUAAAUUCUUAGAAAUACGAACUAUAUGCUUGGAGAGUUUCUCGGGAAAUAAUCAACAGCAACGUCCAACGAAUCCUUUAACUCAUCGAUCGGAGCGAGCACAAUUAAUGUUUUCUCCGCAUAUCCAGCUUGUUUGGGCAACCUUUCUUUGUCAUAAAGAGUUUAAAGAGUUAAAUAUAGAUGAAAAAACAAAAAUCGCACAGCAGGCGAAAUUUUUUCAAUUGUUUCUUUGUUUCAAUUGUUUACAAUCUGGACAUGAAUCAUCGCAUGAAAAAAUAUACGCGCCGAGUUUGUAA